AUGAGGCAAUUCCAUUGCGGGAAAGGGGGUAAACAUCCCUUCAGGCCGUCGAUGGAAAUCUCAAGGCUUUCCACACCGCCAAAAUCCCCACCCUUCGCCAGCGCAGGUUCGGUUGGAUAUAUCCCCUUUGUCGCAUCUUACUGCACCUUCUCACGCGCUUGCAGGUUCAACGUUCGGCGCCAAUGGGUAUUCUAUUCACGACAUGACGUUAUUGCACGGAACUUGGCCUUGAGGUGUGUACCUUCCGACAGCCUACCGAAGGGCUCUGUAACUGAGAUAUCUAGUCUACACCGACACAUCAUCCUCGAGUUCGUCUCUCCAAGCGAGCCGCGAAGGUGGGCGCUCGCCUUUCCCAACCCCACAUUCAAGGCCCGCGAUAUCUUUGGAAGGGUCCACAUCUUGUUUGACGGCAACUUAUCACACUGCUUCUCCCGUGCAAGACCCUUCUCUAUGGACAGGAAGCAGUCUCGCGGGAAGGACAGGAAUGCAGUUGGAGAACGCCCAAGUGGCAUUGCCCUCUUGAUCUGA
Coprinopsis cinerea okayama7#130 is the source of this 528-nucleotide messenger RNA. RefSeq lists its product as hypothetical. NCBI's taxonomy places the organism in Eukaryota, Fungi, Basidiomycota, Agaricomycetes, Agaricales, Psathyrellaceae. The record is from RefSeq and is a predicted model, not a curated record. The transcript is spliced from 2 exons. Bases 1 to 528 code for a protein of 175 amino acids.